This is a messenger RNA of Danio rerio (zebrafish), 1306 nucleotides long. RefSeq names its product potassium voltage-gated channel, Shaw-related subfamily, member 1a (gene kcnc1a). Gene Ontology annotation, biological process: potassium ion transport; potassium ion transmembrane transport; transmembrane transport. The record is from RefSeq and is marked provisional. Gene Ontology annotation, molecular function: monoatomic ion channel activity; voltage-gated potassium channel activity. Lineage: Eukaryota; Metazoa; Chordata; Actinopteri; Cypriniformes; Danionidae. Gene Ontology annotation, cellular component: voltage-gated potassium channel complex; presynaptic membrane; plasma membrane.
GGAGGGCCGAAGCCCUGCACAGUGCGUGGGUGGCGUUUGCAUCGCUGUUCUUCAUUCUGGUUUCCAUAACCACAUUCUGCCUGGAGACGCACGAGGCCUUCAACCCCAUCAUUAACCGCACAUAUGUGAACACUCAAGACAACACCUCAAGGUUUCACCUGGAGACAGAGACGGUGGUCUACCUAACCUACAUUGAGGGAGUGUGUGUGGUGUGGUUCACCUUUGAGUUCCUCAUGCGUGUCACCUUCUGUCCAGACAAAAAAAAGUUCAUCAAAAACACCUUAAAUAUUAUCGAUUUUGUGGCCAUCCUGCCAUUUUACCUGGAGGUAGGCCUGAGUGGGCUGUCCUCUUCUGAAGCCAAGGAUGUUCUGGGUUUCCUCAGAGUGGUGCGGUUUGUUCGGAUCCUCCGAAUCUUCAAGCUGACUCGCCACUUUGUGGGACUGCGUGUAUUGGGACACACUCUCCGCGCCAGCACCAAUGAGUUCCUCCUGCUCAUCAUCUUUCUUGCUCUCGGAGUGCUAAUCUUCGCCACCAUGAUCUACUACGCCGAACGAAUCGGCGCCAAUCCUAAUGAUCCACGUGCCAGCGAGCACACCCACUUUAAAAACAUUCCCAUUGGCUUCUGGUGGGCUGUCGUGACCAUGACCACGUUGGGAUAUGGAGACAUGUAUCCUCAGACUUGGUCAGGUAUGUUAGUGGGCGCAUUGUGUGCUUUGGCUGGUGUGUUAACCAUCGCCAUGCCUGUGCCCGUCAUCGUCAAUAACUUUGGGAUGUACUACUCUCUAGCCAUGGCUAAGCAGAAGCUACCAAAGAAAAAGAACAAGCAUAUUCCCCGUGCCCCUCAGCUGGGCUCAGCAAACUACUGUAAGUCUGCCAUGAACUCGCCCCACCACAGCCCACAAAUCAGCGAACACUGCGCUCUUGCUGCCCAAGAGGAGAUUUUAGAAAUGAACAGAGCAGAUCCCAAAGUGAACGGUGAGGCAGCUAAAGCAGCUCUGGCCAAUGAGGACUGUCCCCAUAUAGACCAAGCCAUUUCCCCUGAGGACGGCCAGAUCUUUAACCCCAACGAGCCACGGGGAGACACUCCAUGCUUUCUGCUCAACGUUGGCAGACGGUCCACAAACACUGGCACCCGAGUGAGGAAGGCCGGAUUGUUCUCAGGGAGGUCAGGGGCGGAGCCGGCCGGCCCGACGCAUGGCACACAGGGUUACCCACUGCUGCAGCUAGGCUGGGCGCACAGCCCAGAAGACGGCCAUGCCAGGGUCACCACCUGAUAUCCAUGCCUGUUCAAACCGUGCUCACAGCA